Pteronotus mesoamericanus is the source of this 2655-nucleotide messenger RNA. It is a transcript of the gene MBP, whose product is annotated as myelin basic protein. The record is from RefSeq and is a predicted model, not a curated record. The transcript has 10 exons. Bases 107 to 1105 code for a protein of 332 amino acids. Lineage: Eukaryota; Metazoa; Chordata; Mammalia; Chiroptera; Mormoopidae. Gene Ontology annotation, molecular function: structural constituent of myelin sheath.
GCCCCGGGGACCCCGCGCGUGGGGCCCGGGCGGCGGGGAGGCUGCCUGGACCCCGCGCAGCCCCCGGCCUGGGAGCGGCGAGCGCAGCACGCUUGAUCGGCUCAGGAUGGGGAACCACGUGGGGAAGCGAGAGGCCAGCGCCGAGAAGGGCCACAAGGACGGCGAAGCCAACAGAGCGGAGUCUGAAGGAAAGCGGGCCCCUCGCGAGCUCUCCCGGGAGGCCUCAGGAGACAGCGAUGUGUUCGGAGAGGCAGAUGUGGACCCGAACAAUGGGCCCCCCCCGCAGCGCCCAGCGGUGACAGACUCCAAGAGCUCAGCGGACCCGAAGAAUGCCUGGCCGGACGCCAACCCAGCUGACCCCGGGGGCCGCCCCCACUUGGUCCGCCUCUUCUCCCGAGAUGCCCCCGGGAGGGAGGACAACACCUUCAAAGACAGGCCCUCGGAGUCCGACGAGCUGCAGACCAUCCAAGAGGACAGUGCAGCCGCCACCGCCGGGGACCCGGGCGUCAUGGCGUCACAGAAGAGACCCUCUCAGAGGCACGGGUCCAAGUACCUGGCCUCCGCGAGCCCCAUGGACCACGCCAGGCACGCCUUCCUCCCGCGGCACAGGGACACGGGCAUCCUCGACUCCCUGGGGCGCUUCUUUGGAGGUGACAGGGGUGUGCCCAAGCGGGGCUCGGGCAAGGUUCCCUGGCUCAAGCAGGGCCGGAGCCCUCUGCCCGCUCACGCCCGCGGCCAGGCCGGGCUGUGCAACAUGUACAAGGACGCCCACCACGUGGCUAGGACCACCCACUACGGCUCCCUGCCUCAGAAGUCGCAGCACGGCCGGUCCCAGGAGGAGAAUCCUGUAGUCCACUUCUUCAAAAACAUCGUGACGCCCCGCACGCCUCCGCCGUCACAAGGAAAGGGGCGAGGACUGUCGCUCAGCAGAUUUAGCUGGGGCGCCGAGGGGCAGAAGCCCGGCUUUGGCCUCGGGGGCCGCGCGUCCGACUACAGAUCGGCUCACAAGGGCUUCAAGGCCCACGGCGCCCAGAGCACGCUUUCCAGAAUCUUCAAGCUGGGGGGCAGAGACAGUCGCUCCGGAUCGCCCAUGGCCAGACGCUGAAGCCCGCGGCCUGCUCCCGAAUCCUGUCCUCGGCUUCCUAACGCGCCCCCUGAGAUGUUAACACGGCCCCGCCCGCCCCCCACUUCUAGAAAUGACAACCUCUCACCUAACGCCUUGGACGUGUGCGCACAGUAGGGUCAGCUCGCCGCAUCCUACUGGCAUUUUCCGGCCCACAGCCCCACGGAGAAGCGCAAACACAGAACACUUCAACGCCCCCGCCUUCGCGUCUGAAGACAAAGUGUCCCGGAGUUUCAUUCCACGGCAACGCGCUGGGCGUCCCGGAGCCCCAUGCCCGGGCCGGGCCGCCACCCACUCACCCUCCGUCCUCGGACUUGCUGCGCCCGCUGACCCUUCCCCGGCUUCCGGCACCGCCGUGCAACGCUGCUGUGGACGCCGGACGUGGGCGGGUGGCGGGACUGGCGACCGCGCCCCUCCGGUUUCCUCCCCGCCCUGCCUCACCUCCUAAGGCCCCUUCCCCUCCCUAACAGGACUAGGCAGCGAGUGGCUUCACCCCGCGGGGGCUUCGGUACGUGAGACGCAGGUGGCAGCUUGGAGGAGAGCAGGGUGGCGGCGCAGAGGGCCCGGCGGGCCACUCCCUCGCCGGGGGGGCCGACCUCGCGCACGGCGGACAGGGGACGGCGGCAGGCGGGCUGGGCCGUGGCCUGGAGCAGGCGAGGACACAGCGGGGACCACAGUGGCCCCUACAAAGCACCUGUUUCGUCACCAGAGCCCGGCUGAGAGCUCGGGGAGACCUGCAGAGAGAGAGAGGACUGUAGGAGGUUUCGGGGUGCCACGCAGUGCCGCCCUGGUUGCUGGAGAGCCGACGGUGGCCGGUGGCACGUUCGGCCGGGCAGUGCGCGCUGCAGACACUAACCCUAACCCUGGGGGGGACCCUGCCUCAGCCGGCCUCCUGGGGGCGGGCGCGGCCGGCUCGGCUAGGGCUGCCCCCGCCCCUGAUCCCGCUCCUGAAUCUGCCCCCGCCCCCGCCCCUGAUCCGCCCCCGCCCCAGCCCCUGAUCCGCCCCCGCCCCAUCCUACCCCGACCCAGCCCCAGAUCCUGCCCCGCCUCUGGUCCUGCCCCUGCCCCAACGCUGCCCCCUGCUGGGCCCAGCUGCCAUCUGAGGCUGGAGAGAAGCCGCCCUCUGGAAGGUCCCUCUAACAUGAGCUGACGCCCCUGCGCCCCGUAACAUGCUGAUUCUGCGUUUUGAGUUUUAGUGCCUCUUCUCAGCCUUCCCGGCCCCCCAAGGCCUCCUGCCCCCACUAGAGUGAGGAGGGGGCGUGGCCCCCGUAGGCUCCCUAACCCCCCUAACCCCGACUGUUGAGAGUGGGUUUACCUAACGUCCACUAACACACACAGCCUAGGCGACGAGAGGGCGAGGAGACCCAGCCCCGCCUCCGGCAAACCCAACCCCCACACGCUCGCCCCAGCGGCCUGCCUCUGAGCGGGUGCCGGCGGGGGAGCCCCACGCGGACGACACCCCAGCGCAGCCCCGGCUGUCAGGGGGCACCCACACCGUUCUUGAAUAGUGACGUGAAUAAACUUUUAAUGGU